Messenger RNA from Chaetomium globosum CBS 148.51, 447 nucleotides. RefSeq lists its product as uncharacterized. The coding region runs from base 1 to 447 and encodes 148 amino acids. The record is from RefSeq and is a predicted model, not a curated record. Lineage: Eukaryota; Fungi; Ascomycota; Sordariomycetes; Sordariales; Chaetomiaceae. The transcript is spliced from 3 exons.
AUGGCUACGAACGUAUCAGCCGUCGAGGACCCCGUCGUGAAGCAACUACAGGAGUACACUACAUGCGAUGUCUCGGACGCCCUGGUCAAGCUCAAAAUUCACAAUGGCGGGUUUCUUCCCGGCAUCACCAUGUGGUCGCCCCAGCGCCAGGACGGGCUCACGAAGAUAGUUGGGCCGGUGUAUACUGUCCAGUAUGCCCCGCUGGAUGACGAGAGGCCCAAGUGGCCUAGUCAUUACAUUGAUUCCAUUCCUGCCGGCGCUGUUGUCUUCGUGACAUCCAAUCCCGGCACGUCGAAUGCUCUUUACGGAGGGUUAAUGAGCACCCGGGCUAAGGCAAGCGGUGCCGUGGGCUCCGUCAUUGAUGGCCGCUUCCGGGAUCUGCAGGAGCAGAAAGAUCUGAACUACCCAGUGCGUGGCUACCUUCCACGGGGGUCGAACCCGGUUUGA